AAAAGAACUGCACAGUUGAUAUAUUCAUCUUCUUUCAAGAUGAUAAGAAUCAUUACAUUCGCCUUUAUUAUUACGUUAAUUUCAGAUGUAACCCAAGCUCACCAAACGCCUCAACCUACGUGUAAAUCCUGCGAGCUUUGUAGACCCGAAAUAUGUCCACGUGACUUUGUGUACGAUCCCGUCUGUGGAAAAAGAGAAAUAAAGGGCAGAAAAAGAGAAAAAAAGGACGGAAAUAAAGACCAAGGUGUAACCUGGUGGGAGUACAGAGUCUUCGAAAAUCAAUGCGAAAUGGAUAACGCUAAUCUUUGUGCAGGAGGUUAUCGUCCUUGCUGUUGGUUUAAAGAAAUGAUGAAGCCAUCUAAAAAAUGAAGUCUUAGUUUCUAUUCUUCUUAUUCAAAAUAAAUAUUUUG
Messenger RNA from Nezara viridula (southern green stink bug), 410 nucleotides. The record is from the annotation of a GenBank genome assembly. Lineage: Eukaryota; Metazoa; Arthropoda; Insecta; Hemiptera; Pentatomidae.